AUGGCUUCUUCGCGGCCUUCUUCCCCCCGUUCCUCCUUGACGCGCUCCUCUUCUUCUCUGUCGCUCGCCUCUGCUCUCUCUCUUCCGCUCGCUGCGUCCUCUCCUCCGGCGUCGUCCUCCGUCGCUUCAUCACCCCCGUCCUCUCUCCCGCCUUCUCUCUCUUCUUCUUCCAUGCCUUCCUCUUCUCUCCCUUCUUCUCCUCUGCCUUCGUCUUCUCUGCCUUCGUCUUCUCUGCCUUCGUCUUCUCUGCAUUUUUCUUUGCCCGCGUCUUCGCUGCCUCCCUCGUCUCUCCCCUCGUCUUCGCUGCCCGCCUCCGCAGUGCCCCCGUCCCCCGCCCCGCCUUCCACUUCGUUUUAUCUGCCUUCGCCUCCUUCCUGCGCAUCGCUUCCUUCUCACCAGUCGUCUCCCUCGUUCUCUUCGCCUCUCCCUCCGCCCUCCUCCUGGGGUCCGCCGGCUGCGUUUCCUCUUCCGCCGCCCCUGCCCGUGGCGUCCCCGCCGCCGCCCGCCGCUUCGCUCCGGGGAUGGCUGCGCCGCGCGUUUUCUCCGCUGAUCCUCGUGGGCGGCACCGAGCGGGCGAAGCGAGAAGUCGCGGCGCUGACCGGCCUGUCGCUCGCCUCACUCUUUCAGCCUUUCAAUGGCGGGGCGGUCGCCGCUCGUAAAGUCGCCUCGGCGGUCCGCGCGGCUGCGCAGGCAUCCUCGAGUCCGUACCUCUCCGCGCAGAUUUCCGCUCCAGGUUUCUUUCCCAACGUGCAACAAGCGGAACUAGAAGACGAGGACUUCCUCCGCAGAGAAGGCUUCCAUCCGGUCCACGUCCACCAACUCGGCCUCGUGGGCGGCGCGCGCACCUCGCUCGCGUCUUCUUCCGCGGCGCCAGGCGACAGGGGCGGCGGCGCGACUGGGGGGCUUCACGUCUACGAGGGCCCCGAUGUUCCCCCGCUGAAUCUCCGUCUGGUCGUCUCUUCACCUCUCCUCAGCUCCAACUCUGCGUCCUCUGGCGCCCACUCGCCCUCGACGGCGUCUCUCUCCUCUUCUGCUGGAGCGACUGCGUCCUCGGGCGCCUCCAUUAGGGGUGGAAGAGACGCGGCUUCUUCGUCUCUCGCGCCUUCGCUUUCCCUCGCCUUCGGAUCGCCGCUCGCCGGCUCCGGGGACCGCGGGGCUGGCGGAGGCAGCUUCUCAGGGCCGCCUCAAGCGUCCGCCGCGGGCGCGAAACGCCGGAGCCCCUUCUCGGACUUCGCAGUUCGCUUUCUUGAUCUGGAGGAAGCGGAAUUGCCAUCGGAGGACGGGUCUGGCGGCGGCGCGCCCUCGGGGGCCUUGGGCCCGUCGCAGGGUCCCGGCCCCGCGUUGGGUUCCAAGUCGGCUAUGACCGCGGUCGAGGCUGCGCGGACGAGCGCGGUGCGGUCGUCGGCCUUCUCGCCGUUCGUCUCCGACAUUGAGGGCGCGCAGAAGAAGGGGAUUGCCUCCCCCGAAGGUCGAGAAGGAAAGGCCCGCGCAGCGCGGGCCUCGGCGACCCAGGGCGGGCACUCGGAGGAUGUCUCGAGUUCGCAAGGGAGCGAGAAGCCUGUGUGCAGCACGACGGGUCUGCGGGGCGUGGACCUGCCCUGGUACAACGACUGGGAAGGAGUCGUUUUCGACGGGCUGCGAUUCUCUGAGCACGAGACGCUCUGCCAGCCGGUUGGGCUGAUUCUCGUGGCGAGCAGCGGCGACCCAGACCCUGUCGGCGCCUUCGAGGAGCUCCUUCAAAGCAAAAAUCUCCCCUCGCUCUGCGGGAAGUACGUCCUCGACCCGAAUCCGGUUCGCGCGCUCGUUCUCCUGGACAUUCACCCCGACGCCUUUCAGGCCAAGGCGGACCUCAGCUCGGCCUUUGAACGCUGCAAACAACCUCCCCCUUCGCCUGCCCUCCCGCCCCCCCUCCCCCUCUGGCCCCCGGCCUCGCCGCCCCCUUCGGACUCGGCAGAGGCCGCGGCGGAGGCGGGCGACAGAGAGGCGGAGAAGCGAAACGGCGCGGGCGGCCGCGACGAAGGCCGGAACGAACGGCUGCUGGAGCAACUCUGUGCGGCCUUCCCUCCCGCCAACUGCCAUUUGCUCACCAUUGGACGACGCACAAAUGCCAAGAGUCACUGGCAGCUGCUGCCUUCCAUCCGGUACCUGUAUGCACAACACCUUGCGGUCAGCUUUUCGCCAGCUCUGUCGGGCAACUUGGUCCCCACGUUUCUGUCUCCCGCGACGGGACAGAGUCCUCCGCCGUCUCUCUCGGCCGGCUCUUUCUCGUCGUUCGUGUCUGCGUCUCUUGUGGGGCCUCUCCCGGCGUCUCCUUCUUCUGCGCUGUACGGCUGGCGAGAGAUACGGACUCUGAUUGACUCCGGCGUGCCGCUGCCAGUGGCGUGUCGGCUGCCAUGCGGCACGCCGGCCGCGCCGCUUCACCGCGUGCCCUCCCCGCCGAUUCCGCCUCAGUCUUCCUCCUCUUCUCCCCACGCAGGAGGCGCGACCGGCUUGGCGUCUCUUUCUGCGCCUGUUGCGGAGGCGGCGGCUGCUGCGCCCUCCGCGGCGCGUCUAUAUGCUCAGUACAGCCCGCUGUGCUGUCUCGACACUUCGUUCUGCGUGGGCCUCUCGUGGAGCGACUUGCAGGCGCUUUCCGCAUUCGUGCAGCACUUCAUCAACACGGGCAUUCUGCCUUGGAUGGAGCGUAAGACGCGGCAGCUCGACGGGUCGAUUUCUAGCAACCGGAAGGGCUUCAGGAACCAGCUCAAGUACCUAUGGCGGAAGCCGCGAGGCAUCGGCAGCAGUGGGGCGACGAGCUCGACCUCCGCGAGUUCGCAGAGCAGCUCAGGCGGCGGCCUCGGCGGACUCAUCACGACGCUCGCGCCGUCGGCAGCGGGGACGAGUUCCGCCGCAACGAAUGGCAUCGCGGGAGAGAAAGACGGGGGCUCCACCAACUCGUCGUUCUCGCCGUUCGCCUCCUCCUUCGCUUCGUCCUCCGCGAGCUCCGUCGUCGCGAACGUAGCGGAGCAGGCCGGUGGUGCCGCCGAGGCGCUGCUGUCUGCCGUGGGCGGCGCCUUCCUCGGAGACACAGCAUCCAACUUCGGCCAAGGCAGUAGUUCGGCGAAGACUGGCAAGUCGAGCUCCCCAGGGAGUGCACAGAGUCCGCAGAAGGCCGGCGUCCAGCGACAGUCGCAUGGGACUGCGCCACCUGCGUAUCAGCUGCAUGCGAUUGAGUGGCAGUAUCGACUCUUGGGCGAUCUCCAGUUGUUCGUCGGCAUGCCCGAGGCGGCGCUGCAGAGCUUCCGCAGCUGCGCGGCGGACUUCAAACAAGAUAAACGGUGGAAGCAGCUUGGCGGGGCCUACGAAAUGAGCGCGAUCUGCCUCCACCUCUCAGGGGCGCCUCGCAGGGAAGUCGAGGGCUGCAUCGAACAGGCCUACAACGCCUACGUGAAGGCCUCAGCAGGGCGCUUGGCGCUUCGCUGCGUCCUCCUGGGAACGCGCCUCACGAUGGACUACGCGUCGAUCAUGCCCCUGCCGCUUCCGUUCCCCGCGGCGGCGUCGCCGCUUCUCGCGCUGAGGCAGCACUGCCUGCCUCCCGCGCUGCUCUCCACCAUGGACGCGGCAGUGGAAGGUGCGCGGAGGCUCCUUUCUGCGAACGCCGAGCUGCCUGCGCUGGACAGCCGCGCGCGGCCCGCCGAGGCGAAGCUGGCGGCCGGCGAAAAGGCGGACUCGCGGAGCAACAGCUGCUCCGGCGUAUACUCGGGGAGUGCCGCGGGGGCUGAGGCCGGGGGAGGGGUGGAGGCGAAGCGCGAAGGCAGAGAACGUCAGGAGGGGCGGAAGGACUCUGGGCAGGAUCUUGAGGUUCUAAUCGCGUCCGCUCACGCGCAGAGCCAGGCGGCGCGGAGCGCCAUGCUUCUUGAGCAGGCCGCGCUCUGUUACGAGCAGGCAGGCGUGCUCCACAGGCGAAGAAGGAAUUUUCAACUCGUCAUGGCCGGCCACACGUACUACAAGGCAGGCUUCAAGCGCCUCGCCCUACGGUGCUACACGUCGGUCGUCAGUCAGUACGAGUGGGCAGGCUGGCAGCACAUCGCGCAGCAUUUGCGGUUCAUCAUGGCGCGGCAGGCCUUUUCGCUGCAUCUGCUCUUCGACGCCGCCUUCCACUUCGCUGCGCUGCUGAACGCGGUCUCCUCGCUGCACCAAAUGCGCGAAGUCGUCUCAGGCAUGCAGAGUGCGUCCGUCGCGACCUUCGCCUCGCUCUCCUCCGCUCUCGGGCCGCUUCUCGCGGGCAGAGCGGCCGCAGACGCUGAAGAAGACCGCGAGGAGGCUGCGCGGCAAAGCAGCGUCCCGGUCGCCACAGCCCCGACUCAAGGCUUGCCGACGAUUCCUGCCAGUCGGGAGGCGCACUACAUUCGGGAAUUUUUGUUUGUUUGCCGCGUCAUCCUCGAGCGUCAGCGCCAGCAGGCUGAGCAGACUCGCGCCCGACAGCAGGUCGCGGCCUCGUCAGCCGCAGGCGAGCUCGACAAACUUGCCUCCUUUUCUUCGUCUUCUUCCUUUUCCUCUUCUUCGUCGCCUGCGCCUUCUUCCUCCCUCUCGGGCGCGCCGGGAUCAGUCGUGGACGCUGGGGGCCUCACGUCGCUUGCGCUGCCAGUCGACCUCCGCGUCCCCUACGUCGAGAGCCGCAAUGCCCAGGGCGUCUUCAGAGACAGCAUCUGCGUUCGCCUGCAUGGCGACGCGCCGCUUCCAGGCGACCAGCUGCCUUCGGAGUCUCCGCUGGACGCCCUCGCCUCUGCCGGCGCGCCUCCGGCGUCGCUGCCUGAGUUCUCCGCGCUGGCAGAGCUUCUCGAGGCAGUGGAGCGCGGCCGCCGCACCGUGCUGGAUCGCGCGGCGAAGACCGAACUGGAUCGCCAGCAGCAGCUGAUCGACGCAUUCCUCGCGGUCCGCUGGAGCCAGUGGCGGCAAUGGGCGGUCUGCGCGUCCCCGCCUGAGGCCGAUGGCGCGUCGCGAGGAAGGGGCGGCGACGCGGCGCUCGAAGGCGCCGCCGAAGGGCGCAAGGAAGAGGGGAAGGAGAAGGAGGCGGCGGGCGACCGGGGCAGGCGAGACGAUCCUCCCCAGGCUCUGCAGCACGCGUUUGAACACGGGCGACAGGCAGAGAGCGGCGGACUGGACGCAGAGGCGCGAAAUACGAAAGGAGAAAUCGAAUGCGAAGACGAGGAAGAUCCAUGGCUGCGUCACGAGUUGCUCGCGAGGCCUUGCCCGGUCUCGCUGACGUCCGCGCCUUCCACAUAUUUGUCCUCGCGUCGCGCGCCGGUUGGGCGCCCCGUGGCUGUCGUUCUUCGCCUCGUGAAUCCUCUCCAGCUUCGCAUCGAAUGCAAGCAUUUGCGUCUCUACGGAUCGUUGUUUCCCUCGUCUGACUCUGCGUCGCCCGCGCCUCUGCCUCCUUCGCCGCCUUCUUCCUCGCGCGGCGCAGCAGCCGGCGACGACGACGAGCGAGACGCGCGCCGCGCGAAGCUUGUGGAGUUCCCCUCCCUCGCAAGCGUCUCGCUAGAGCCGCGCGAGUCGAGACUCCUGACGUUGGUGGCGGUGCCGCUCGCGGCCGGGCGGCUGGUCAUCCGAGGGCUUUCGCUUGAUCUUUUCGGCUUCAUUCGGCUCGCCCAGCCGUUCUGUUUGCACGGCCCCGUGCGCUCCGAGGCCCGCUUCAACCUGCGCUACUGCCACCUGGCUGGCGACGAUGCACCCAUUCCUCAUUCUGGCGAGAGUGAGGGGCUGAAGGCUCCGCAGUUCGUGCGAGACGGCCAAGAGAGGCUCGCCGACGGAUUAGGCCUGAGGGAGUCUCGCGCGGCUGCGAGCGCCUACAACCUCGCGGGAGAGACCUGGAGAUUGCGAGGCGGCGACGGCUUGGGGGGCGACGCGGAGGGCGAGGGCGAACCGCCUCUACACUUCCUCAUGCAAAGCGAGAACUUCAAACUGCUUCAGACUGGCAUGCCAGUGCAGGCCUUGCGCUGGAAGUUCCGCGGCCGCGCGCAGGAGAUGCACACGCCCGACGCGCGGCUGGAGGUGGAGGCUGACGAUCUUCUUCCGAUCCUGACCGCGUCUUUCCUUGCCUGGCCGCGCAGCCCCAUUCGUCAGGGGGGGUUUCCGGCGGACGACGAGGACUCCGCUUUCGCGUCCUCUUUUCGGUGCGGAGCCGACUGCGCUCCAGACACCCCGUCUCUGCCGCCUCUUCUUCCGCAUCACGGACGUUCUGCGGUGCCGUCGUGCUUCCCUGGGUAUGGCGCGUAUCCGGUGGGCGCCGAGGAUCUUCCCGGAAGCUCCUUGUCCUCCUUUCUCGCUCUUUCUUCCGGCGUCGUCGCCGCCUCGCGCCGCCGGCAUCUGUAUCUGGGCGAGGAGUCUCGUGCGCAUCUGCUCCUCUCCAACGCCUGCUGCUCGCCGGCGCUGAACGCGCUCUCCGUUGCGGUCACGCCUUCGGAUCUCGUCCGCGUCGUGGAGGCGACGCUCAUUCGCCCAGUCGCUGCGUCCGCGUCCUCCCUCGCUACUGCAGAGAUGCCCGCGGCGGGUGAGUCUUCGGUACGCUCUCCAGCAGCAGAGGCGUACGCGUGCGAGGCGCUGGAAAUCCUCGAAGAGCCUCGACAAGCAGACGCGUUGAGGCACCCGAACGUCGCCGCCCAGGGCGAGGAAGAAGAAACCGAAGGCAAGGUCCAACUCGUCCGGCUUGUGCGCCCCCGGGGGAUCUCUCAGGCCAACGCGCGAGGGCGCCCGGAGAAUGAGGCCUCGGGGAUUCCUGCGCCUCGCCCAGCCGUAGAGGGAGGUUGCUCUUCGCAGCCUUCCUUCGCAUCUUCCGAUCUCUUGGUGCCUGCGGGUUCCACGGUGCGGCUGACGCUUGCGCUGUCGGGGUCGACUGCGGGUAUUCACCGCGUCCGCUUCUGCGUCAAGGCGGUAGCCUGCGCGCCUGUGGAGGCUGAGCGCAAAAGCAAGACCCGCGACGCAGCGGGCGACGAGGCGAGGAGCGAGGAGAAGAAAUUCGCAGUCGGAGUCGCGGACACGCCUGCAGAGCGGCAGAGAAGGGUCCUCUGGCGAGCAAUCGAAAAGAUCCUCCCCAUCACACACUCGCUGCGGCUCACCGUAGAAGCUAGGUCCUCGUGGACACACGCCGAUCGCCACUUGUUUCUCUGCCGCAUCCGGAACUUGAGCGGAGCGACGUUUUGCAUCGAGGAACUCUCAGCGCUGCUUCCCGCUGCGCUUCUCGCGCAGACUUCUGCCCCGUUGCCUCUCGCGCCCACGUACGCUUCUUCAUUCAAAGAGCCGGAUGCGCAGUUGGAGCGCGUUUCCAUCCCGCUGUCGCCGUUUGCGCCUCUCCCAGAUCGCGACUCCUUCUCUGGGCACAGCGAUUCUUCUCGUUCCGACUUCCGCGGGGCUGCUCUGGCGAUUGUGCGACCCUACGAGACUCUGCAGGUCCUCUGCGCUCCGCGUCGAGCAGGAAGCGAGAGGGAGGACGCUGCCUCUUCUUCCUCUCUAGCCAGCACCGACGACGAAGUGCUGCAGGCUGCAGCCCGACGCAACAUCGGGCUCCUGGUGCGCCUUCGAUGGCGGCUCGCCACAUCUCUGACGUCGUCGCCUGCGGGCGCGGCUCCGCUCGGGCGGGGCCUGGCCCCGUCUGGCGCCGCGACCGCGGUCGUUGGGAGGCUCCAAAAGGCGUCUACGUCAUCGAGACCCGCCUCAACUGACGCGGUAGGGCCCGCCCUUUCAGGCGGCCUUGUUGCGUCUUCCUUGCUUUGGCAGGGCGACACACAAGGGCGGGAAGACGAGGCGCGGCAGGGGAAGUCUGCGUCAGACUCUCUUUUGCAUGCAGACGUGCAGGUGUCUCCUCACAAUAAGCUUGAAGGCCACGCAGGCCCGUGUGGAUACAUUUUCGCCGCGAGCCCGGUCUAUCUCUCGCCUCGCUUGUCGUCCUUGCCUCUUCGCAUGACGGUUGAGGCCGAUCCCUUCGGUAGCGCGUGCGGGCGCGCCGAUUUGCCGUCGUCUCGGCAGAAACGGUUCUCGUUCUCGCACCUCUACAGCCACACAGGCGGGGUGCUACCGAUUCGUUUCUCCAUGACGAACGUGUCUUCUUCUCUGCGGCUCGGAAUUGAAUUCUUCGCGGACGUCGCUGGAGCGGGGCGCGCCACGCCACUGCGCCUCUCGCCGGCCGACGUCGCUCUCCCGCCGUCGGCGCUCUGCGCGCCCUUGGAGGAAGAGGAGGACCGGCAGGCUUCUUUUUUCUGCGCCGCGUUCUACUGCCACGACGGUUGGGAGCACGGUGAGGCUGAGAGCUCGCCUGGCCUGCCUGGCGGAGACGCGUGGCGCGGGCGAUGGGUGGACGGCGGGAGCGCGAGGCGACCCGAAGGCCACUCGCCACGAAGCGGAUAUUCCCCGGAGCUUCUUCUCGACGUGGCGGAGGGGCCAUCGGCGCAGCCGGCUGACGCUUCGCGGACUUCGCUUCCGCGCGCCUCGCCGGAGAGGAUGCCCUCAGGGCCAGAGCGAAAGGCCUCUAGCGAAUCCGUCGCGGGCUUCUCGGCGGAAGGCACAUCGACGCAGAUCUCAAGGCCGACCGCGCCGCGUCACUCGCGGCACUCGGGAUCUCCGUCUUCCCUCGCCGUCGCGCGAAGGCGGAAGUUGUUUGGCGGGGGAGCGUUUCUCCUGGCGCCUGGUUUGCGGCAUGCCGAGGCGCGAGUGCGUUUCCUCUCCGCAUUGGCAGCCUCAUCGGCGCCUGGCGGAGGCCGCAGCGGUCUUCUUCUGUCGAGCCAAAAGGGCCUGAAGGCGACCGCGCUACCCGCCGCCUCACGACGCCCGUCGUCGCUCGCCUACCUCGAGACGCUUUUCGCGGUGUCGCCCGCGCUGGCGACGCCCCCCGUCGGCUCCACCUCCCUGAGGGACGAGGGUGGGCUGCUGGCGGACGCCCACGGGUCGCCGUGCGCGGUCGCGGCGUCUCAAUUCCUCCAGCGGCGCUUCCUCGCGAGUCUGCUUCGCCGAGCUCUCCGCGCGAAUCCCCAGUCCUGCCCGCUGCCUGCGCUCCCUCCGCACGCCCCCCUCUCUCCAGCCAUCUGUUCGCUCCCCCUAGGGGGCGUGGCGUCCCUCGGCGACGAGGAGGAGCGGCAUGCAAACGACGGCUUCUUGCUCGCAUCUUCUGCGUCGUCCCUGCUGUACGGCGGCGGAAAGGCAGACCACGCUUUGCUCUCGCACGAGCGAAAGCGAGGCACGAGCCAUUUGCGCGUCGCUCUCACAGGCUCUUCCUCCCGACACGCCGCGGCCUCCUCAGGGGGCGACUCUGGUCACGCGUCGCUUCACUCGCCUGGGGCAUGCGGCGGGAGUUCCGGCGCAGGCGGCGGCCUCGGGAGCUCCGCGGCGGCGACCGCGGGCUUCCUCGGCUCGCAGGUGUCUUCGGGGUUCGGCAAGUCGCCCGCGAGUGGUCUGGGCGAAGGCGCAGCGAGCCACAGCGGGUCCACGGCGAGCGGCCUGUCGGGCGGCUUGGGCUCGUUCCUCGGCGCGCACGCGCAGGUCUUUCAUCGCGCGAGCGGCGCCUCGACUGCUGCGGGCGCGGGCGCCGCGCGCCUGGACGACGAGGACGCGGAGAGGAGCAAGCUGCCGUCGCCGCAAGACCUCGUCUCGGGGUUCCUCGCGGACGCCUCGGCGAGCUUGAGCGCGGGGCUGGUCCUGGGCGGGACCCCGUACAACGCCCACAGCGACAGUCCGGGAGCCGACGUGAAGGACACGUGCUUCGCGUCGCCUGGCUUGCCGAUCGUGCCUCCGCUGUCACAGGCUGCGCUCGCGCCGCUCUCUCACUUCUCCGACGUCUUGCUCUUCGGCGACGACUCGCAGGGCGAGGAAGCGACGGGCGCGCCCAGUCUGCGCGUGCUGGACUUGACGGAUAUCUCUGCAGACGACUCUGUGGAGGCCCUCCCGCCGUUGCGCCACGCCUCCGCAGCUUCCGAGCGGCAGCCCGGGGCCUACCCCCGCGCCGAGCUGGAGACGGUAGAAGCGACGCAGGCCCCGCGCCAAGUAGGCAGCAGGCCAGACAUGCAGGGAACCCUCCACGGGAGAAAGGGAGAGGCGGGCGACGAGCGCCUUCCCGGCACACGCGAUGCUCCCGCAGUGCCUUUCCCCGUCCCUCCACCCCCGGCGCCUCCGGCUCCGCCUCCUCUCGCGAGCCUCGCUGCCGGGGAGAGUCUCCCGGCGCCUGCGGCGAGCGCGCCUGCGGCGAGCGCGCCUCCGUGCUACAACGGCUUUUACUGGGUAGGCCGGCGAACGCAGCAGCUGGGAGUUGUCGGGCCUGCAGAGACAGUCGAGGGGACGCUCUUUGCGUUUUUUCCGUCGCCUGGCGUGUUCAACGUUAACAAGGUGCGCCUGAGAGUGACGCUGCUCGGACAGGAGGGGCGGACGGGCGAGGCGAGCGAAGAAGGCGGCGCAGGCGACGCCGCCGAAGAAGAAGAAGCCUCACAGAGGGAAGGGCGCGACGCCCGCGGCCUACAGACGCAAGCGCCUCGGAGGGAGACAGGCAGGAGAGGAGGAAUCAGAGAGAGGGAGGGAGCGGCGAGGCUGGAGGCGGCCGCGGGAAGGGAGGUCGUUCGACUGAACUCAAAUCUCAGGAACGCCCCACAGCUGGAGGAGGAGGUGCGACACGACCGAGAGGAGAGGCUGUGGGAGAGUGAGAUGUGCAAGCGCAUCGCUGGAAGAAAAGCGGUUGUAGGCUUUCCUUUCGAGUACCUAGUUCACGUUCUUCCAUCCGCCAACGGCGCGCCGCUCUGA
Messenger RNA from Besnoitia besnoiti, 10758 nucleotides. RefSeq lists its product as uncharacterized. Gene Ontology annotation, biological process: endoplasmic reticulum to Golgi vesicle-mediated transport; protein localization to phagophore assembly site. NCBI's taxonomy places the organism in Eukaryota, Apicomplexa, Conoidasida, Eucoccidiorida, Sarcocystidae. Gene Ontology annotation, cellular component: TRAPPIII protein complex; cytoplasmic vesicle; phagophore assembly site. The record is from RefSeq and is a predicted model, not a curated record. Bases 1 to 10758 code for a protein of 3585 amino acids. The transcript has 17 exons.